Molecule: messenger RNA, 855 nt
Organism: Hordeum vulgare subsp. vulgare (domesticated barley)
Lineage: Eukaryota; Viridiplantae; Streptophyta; Magnoliopsida; Poales; Poaceae
Product: anthocyanidin reductase ((2S)-flavan-3-ol-forming)-like
Exons: 7
Coding region: 1-855 (284 amino acids)
Molecular function (GO): oxidoreductase activity, acting on the CH-OH group of donors, NAD or NADP as acceptor
Source: RefSeq, a predicted model, not a curated record
AUGCUCUUAGGGGUCUUCCGUGCCGACCUCAACCAAGAGUGCAGCUUCGACGACGCCGUCGCCGGCUGCGACUACGUCUUCUUCAACGCCCCUCCGAUGAACCUCCACGCAGAGAACCCUGAGAAAGACGUGAUCGAGCCGUCCGUUCACAGAAUCCUGAACGUGAUGAGGUCGUACGUGAGAGCGGGAACAGUGAAGCGCGUGGUGCUGACAUCAUCGGCGCCCGCGGUGUCCGACUUGCCGUUGGAAGGCGACGGCCAUGUCCUGGACGAGGAAACCUGGGCCGACGUCGAGUUCCUCAAGUCGGGAAAGACCCGAACUUGGGGGUUCCCUGUCUCCAAGGUGCGUAUGGAGAAGGCAUGUUGCGCGUUCGCGCUGGAGAACGGCAUCAGCCUCGUCACUGUGUGCCCUGGUCUCAUGGUGGGCGCGGCACCGACGGCCAAGGUCAAUCCCAUCGUCCUCGACGCCCUCUCCCUGCUAUCCGGCGAUGAUGCGAGGGUCUACACCCUUAAAUUCAUCAUGAGGAUGUCUGGCUCCAUCCCGUUGGUCCAUGUCGACGACGUCUGUCGUGCUGAGAUAUUCGUGGCCGAGGAGGAGGAGGCCUCGGGGCGGUACAUCUGCUGCAACAUCAACACCACCGUCGUGGAACUUGCUUGCUUCUUGGCGGCCAAGUACCCAGAGUACAACGUCAAGACUAACCGGUUCUGCGGUCUUCUGGAGAAGCCGAGAGCCUGCGUUUCUUCGGUGAAGCUCCUCGGGCAAGGGUUCGAGUACAAGUACAAGAACUUGGGUGAGAUAUACGAGGACAUCAUCAAGUAUGGCAAGGACCUUACAUUCAUAUCAAGACAAACAUAA